Molecule: messenger RNA, 1841 nt
Organism: Dalotia coriaria
Lineage: Eukaryota; Metazoa; Arthropoda; Insecta; Coleoptera; Staphylinidae
Product: 2',5'-phosphodiesterase 12-like
Exons: 4
Coding region: 160-1653 (497 amino acids)
Biological process (GO): nuclear-transcribed mRNA catabolic process, deadenylation-dependent decay
Cellular component (GO): mitochondrion
Molecular function (GO): 3'-5'-RNA exonuclease activity
Source: RefSeq, a predicted model, not a curated record
UCCCAAAUCCGUUAAUCAUAAAUAAGUAACGUCACUCGCAUCUAACCUGAAAAAAGGAUCUGCUCAAGUAUACGUUUAACAACAUUACAUUUUGAAAUUUAAUUGUGAGCAUUCAUCGACAUUUAAAAAGCCGCAGGUGAUCAGCAAGCACGGCUAGCAAUGAACGAGCGCCCGAAGGACACUGAGGCGAACCUCCGUUUCCUCGACUGGAACCACAAGUGCACCCUGACUUUCACCCUGCACCAGCCCGAAACUGAGAAAUUUACUGCAAUCAAUGACAAUGUCUAUGUCGUGCGACAAAUGACCGAAAACGUGGAUGCGCUGCUCAAGCACACCGCGAACAAGGUGCAGAAUGUGCUGGAGAAUCAUCUCAAAAAGGAUGAAGACAAAGAAAAUCAAACGCAAAUAGAUUUAGGUAUUGCUUUAAAAAACAAAAACAAACCAAUCAAUGGUGGCACCGAGCUCACCAACAUACAGAAGUUUAAACAUAUGACAUUUUCAAUACUGAAUUGCAUGUUUAAAGUCAUUGUAAAUGCACCAUUGAUUGAAAAUAUUAAAUUACCAGAGGUGAUUUACACUGGGCAUGCUGUACAGCCAGCGUUAUUGAAAGCAAUACUUGCAAAUCAUGAAAAAUCCAAGUAUUUCUGGUAUAAAUCAAAAGAUAAAGAGCAUUGGGAGUUGAUAGGCUCAGAUUAUCAUUAUAAUGUUGCCGAGGAUGAUGUUGGGUAUUAUCUCAAGUUCAAAUGUUUGCCGAUUAAUAUCUACAGUCAAGGCGAGCCAUUUGAAGUGGAGUCGAGUGGAAUUGUUAGCAGAGUACCAGAAGUGCCUUAUUGCCCGUUUCAAGAUCGACAGAAAGAAACGCCAAGGUUUUUAACAGGCAAUCAAUUUCGUGUUGUUUCUUACAAUACGCUUUCAUGCCGCUACGCAAAUGAUCAAUAUAACUAUUGCCCGAUUGAAUAUCUAGCGAUUGAUUACCGUAAACAAUUGCUGCUGAAAGAAAUGUUUGGCUACAACGCAGAUGUGCUGUGCUGUCAGGAAGUGGAUAAUAAAAUCUAUUCGUUCUACUUUCGGCCGGAGUUUCAUAAAAUUAACUAUGGUAGUAUUUACAAUAAGAAAGGCAAUCGGAUUCCGGAGGGUUUAGCGAUAUUUUACAACAAAAGUCGUUUCAGUUUUGCCGACCAGGGCCAGAUAGUAUUCAAUUUGGAGAUAAAAACAAACAGAACGAUGCGUAACAUCAUGAGAAUCAUCGAGAAUGACGACGAAGCGUACGAUACUUUCAUGAAACAACCGUCAUCGAUGCAGUUUAUUCUCUUGAAGAGCAAGAAUAGUAAUCAGACGGUGAUUCUUGCAAAUACUCAUUUGUAUUAUCAUCCGGACGCGAAUAAUAUUCGAUUACUGCAAACUGCUGUAUGUUUGGAGUUUUUACGAGGAUUACAUCAAAAAGAAAUGAAAAAAAACACUAAUGUAUCCCUGCUGUUCUGUGGAGAUCUAAACAGCAAGCCUGAGUCUGACGUGUACAAAUUCAUCACUGAGGGAGCAAUUCAGUACACCAGCAAGUCUUUCAGCACUACACUUUUCAUCCCUUUCAGUUUACUUCCGCCUGCGGUACGCCGAAGUUCACCAACUAUGUGGAAGACUUUAAGGCUUGCUUAGACUACAUUUUCUAUACGAAUACGACGACAUGCUUAGGCCAUGUGUCUUUUCCGAGUGAGGAAGUCCUUUCAAAGAACACCGCGCUGCCCAGCCAUGUUUUUCCAUCGGAUCACAUCGCGCUCAUUGCGGAUCUGCAGUUUAAUUAACUGUUAUUGUUCCAAACAAGUAAAUAAAUUUAUUCAUUUUUA